AUGGCCUUGAACCGCAAAUACGCCGCGCUUCCAGAUUUGGACUCGGCCCCUGAUGUGUACGAGACCCCAGAGCUGACCGACGACACUUCGACUGUUCCUACGACGACCGGACAGUCGCACUCAGACGAUGACUUCGACGACGACCUGGACGAGGACGCCAACGGAAUCUCGCGAUCCCGACUUCGAGUAGACCAAGCGCGGUCUCGCUUUCUGCCCGCGGGAGUGGAUGCCACAGAGGUCGACUUCUCGGAUCGGGUAGACGGCAAACGCAAGUCUUACAAGGCCUCGACUAGACGCCAGCGCAUCCUCCAAGACGGCACGGCGGAAAUCGGUGAUCUUAGUGACGAGGAUGACGAGAAUAAUCUGGAACGGAAGAUUGCGCGGUUGCAGCGCGAAGUCGAGGAAGCCAAAGAGGAGUACGGAAAGAGAAAGGAAGCCGCAGCACAGCCCGCUCCUGGAGAUGAAGAAGAGAAACUGGGGUCUCUGAGCAAGGUCCUCGACGAGAUCUCUAGAACCAUCAAGCCGCACACCUCAAGCUCUCGUGCUGUUCAGCCAGCAUCUCAGUUACCUAAGCAGCAACAAGAAGGGCCGCAUGAUAAGCUUCCUCAAGGAAACGCUGCGACGUACACCGUCACUUAUGCUCCUACAUACGAACAAAGCCACGCUCUUGCCAAGGCAGCGGACUUCGACAGACGGCUCGUCCUUCUCGAGAAGGCCAUUGGGGUUGGCUCAACUGCUUUGCCCGAGGUCGAUAUCAACGGACUACCGAGAGCCAUUCUCCCGACUCUCGACGGCCUUCAGAAGCAAAUCACAACCCUAUCGCAGGCUUCGACGUCAAACCUCGAUACGAUCAGUCGUCGAGUGCGGACUUUGAUUCAGGAGGCUCAAGAAUUGGAAAAGGCGAGGCAAGGGGCCAAGUCCGCGCAGGAAACGCUUGACAACGGUCCAGCGGACAGCGAAGGCGCCCAACCUUCGGAGCAGCUGGCCAAGAUCAACGCCCUCUAUGGAACUUUGCCCACAAUUGAGAAUCUGGCUCCCCUGCUGCCACCACUGCUGGACCGUUUAAGAUCACUCCGGGCAAUCCAUUCUGACGCCGCGACUGCAAGCGAGAUGCUCGAACGGAUCGAGAGGCAGCAGAUAGACAUGGCUACCGACCUUAAACAGUGGAAGGAUGGCUUGGAGAAGGUUGAAGAAGCGAUGAAGGAGGGCAACACUGCUAUGACGGGGAACAUGAAGGUCAUGGAGGCCUGGGUCAAGGACUUGGAGGGACGCAUUGCGAAGUUGCCGUGA
Messenger RNA from Colletotrichum spaethianum, 1290 nucleotides. Its product is annotated as dynactin subunit 2-A. NCBI's taxonomy places the organism in Eukaryota, Fungi, Ascomycota, Sordariomycetes, Glomerellales, Glomerellaceae. Bases 1 to 1290 code for a protein of 429 amino acids. Gene Ontology annotation, biological process: mitotic spindle organization. The transcript has 3 exons. The record is from RefSeq and is a predicted model, not a curated record. Gene Ontology annotation, cellular component: cytoplasm; dynactin complex.